AAAAAAAAAAGAAAAAAAAAAGAAAAAAAAAGAGGAGUUUGUCCAUGGAACACAAACCCCACAUAGCAAUUCUACCAAGUCCAGGGAUGGGUCACCUUAUCCCACUUGUGGAGCUUGCCAAGAUCCUUGCUCUUCGCCAUGACUACCGUCUCACAUGCAUCAUUCCCACAAUUGGGUCUCCAUCAAAAGCCAUGAAAGGAGUCCUCGAAGCUCUCCCCACAAGCAUAGACCAUGUCUUUCUUCCUCCGGUGAACCUGAACGACCUCCCGGCCGGCGAACAGCCCGGAAUCCAAGUUUUCCUCACCAUGACUCGCUCUCUGCCAUCUAUUCGCGACGUGUUGAAGUCCUUGGUCGAAACUUCUCGGUUAGCCGCGGUUAUCCUCGAUCAUACGGCCACCGACGCACUAGAUGUUGCCAAGGAGCUAAACCUCUCGCCCUACAUUUUCUUCACGUCAAGUGCUUUGGCUCUGUCGUUGCUCUUGCAUUUGCCAAAGCUGGACGAGACGAUUUCGUGCGAGUACAGAGACCUGCCGGAACCGUUGAAACUUCCGGGGUGCGUACCUCUUGACGGUGGAGAUCUUAUGGACCACGUUCAAGACCGGAAAAGUGAACUGUACAAAUUGUUUCUUCGCCACACAAAACGGCUCCGAUUGGCUGAGGGCAUUAUGGUUAAUACGUCCAUGGACUUGCAAGGAAGAGCUGUCAAAGCUUUGGAAGAGGAAGGAGCUGGAAACCCCACAAUUUAUCCAAUUGGACCCAUCAUUCAAACUGCUUCAAGUACUACACAGGUUAACGAGAGAGAGUGUUUAAGUUGGUUGGACAAUCAGCCAAGCGGCUCCGUCAUAUUUGUGUCUUUUGGGAGCGGUGGAACCCUAUCCUAUGAUCAGCUCAAUGAGCUAGCCUUAGGAUUGGAAUUGAGUGAGCAAAAGUUCUUAUGGGUUGCAAGAAGCCCAAACAAUGAAUUGGCUAAUGCAGCAUACCUCAGUGACCAAAGCCAUGAAAACCCUCUAACUUUCUUGCCGGAAGGUUUUGCUGAGAGGACCAAAGGGCAAGGACUAGUGGUGCCGUCAUGGGCGCCGCAGGCCCGAGUCCUUAGCCACGACGCCACGGGCGGGUUCUUAACGCAUUGCGGUUGGAAUUCAAUCUUGGAGAGUGUCAUGCAUGGCAUACCUUUGAUUGCAUGGCCGCUUUACUCAGAGCAAAGAAUGAAUGCAGUGUUACUUGUUGAGGAUCUGGAAGUGGCUUUAAGACCAAAAGCUAACAAGAAAGGCCUUGUGAACAGAGAAGAAAUUGCGAAAAUUGUGAAGGGUUUGAUGGUGGGAGAAGAGGGGAAAAGAGUUCACAGCCGUAUGAAAGACAUGAAGAUGGCUGCUGAGAAUGCACUAAGUGCAGAAGGUUCUUCUACAAGGGCAAUCUCUGAAUUAGCAUUCAAGAUUGGUUUUAAAACAGGAGAAUCUUAAUUUUCUUGCUCGUCACCUUAUUUCUACUCUAUUUAUGUCACUUUAAUCAUCAUGAACGAACUGGUGGAUUGAUUCUCUUUAUUUUAAAUGAAAUGGAUAAUAUCAAUUUUAAUA
Messenger RNA from Alnus glutinosa, 1574 nucleotides. Its product is annotated as hydroquinone glucosyltransferase-like. The record is from RefSeq and is a predicted model, not a curated record. The coding region runs from base 45 to 1460 and encodes 471 amino acids. Gene Ontology annotation, molecular function: UDP-glycosyltransferase activity. The transcript has 2 exons. NCBI's taxonomy places the organism in Eukaryota, Viridiplantae, Streptophyta, Magnoliopsida, Fagales, Betulaceae.